Messenger RNA from Hermetia illucens (black soldier fly), 1662 nucleotides. It is a transcript of the gene Rrp45, whose product is annotated as exosome complex component RRP45. NCBI's taxonomy places the organism in Eukaryota, Metazoa, Arthropoda, Insecta, Diptera, Stratiomyidae. Gene Ontology annotation, cellular component: nuclear exosome (RNase complex); cytoplasmic exosome (RNase complex). The transcript is spliced from 7 exons. The record is from RefSeq and is a predicted model, not a curated record. Gene Ontology annotation, biological process: nuclear mRNA surveillance; exonucleolytic trimming to generate mature 3'-end of 5.8S rRNA from tricistronic rRNA transcript (SSU-rRNA, 5.8S rRNA, LSU-rRNA); U4 snRNA 3'-end processing. The coding region runs from base 129 to 1445 and encodes 438 amino acids.
AAAUUUAGAAUUUGGAAUCUGAGGCUCCGAGCACUGGCCGUGUUUUGACAUUUCUUUGUAGCACAUAACCUAAACGGGUUGAAGUGUGAUUUGGUGGGAAUAUUUUGAUAAUUUAAAAAGCAUCAAACAUGAAAGAAACUCCGUUGUCCAAUUGUGAAAAAGCAUUUGUAGUCCAAGCGAUUAAAGAAAGAUUGCGCUUAGAUGGCCGCAAACUUGAAGAAUUCCGUCCUUUGAAGAUCAACUUCGGGGCAGAAUGGGGGAGCGCCCAUGUUACACUGGGGGAGACUCGAGUCUUAGCCCAAGUUUCUUGCGAAUUAGGCCAACCCAAAGCGACCCGACCCAAUGAAGGCUUGCUUUACAUCAAUGUGGAACUCAGUCCGAUGGCUGCUCUCCACUUCGAAGCGGGAAGAAACUCUGAGCUUACAGUGCAGAUCAACCGAAUCCUGGAGCGAACAUUCAAAGAUUCACGAUGCGUUGAUUUGGAAUCACUUUGCGUAUCCGCGGAGGAUAAAGUUUGGAUCCUGAGGGUGGAUUUGAAUGUGCUGAAUCAUGAAGGCAACAUUAUAGAUUGUGCAUCUGUUGCUGCUCUAUGUGCUCUGGCGCAUUUUAAACACCCGGACGUAACCGUUACAGGCGAGGAGAUCAAAAUUCACACUUCAGCUGAGAAGGAUCCCAUCCCAAUAGUUUUACAUCACUACCCUGUUUGCGUGUCAUACGCUACAUUUCAAAAUGGAGAAGUCGCUAUUGCCGACCCAACUGUCAUAGAGGAACGUUCAUCCGAAGCUAACAUGGUGUUCGGCAUAAAUUCCUACCGUGAGUUAUGCUGUUUGAAUUUAGGAGGCACAACCUUAACAAGUUCAAAUCUACUGCUCCAAUGUUCGAGCCGGGCUGCAAACCGUGCAAAACAAGUCGUUGAUCAAAUUAAAGCUGCUCUUGCUACUGAUGCGGAAGCCAGGAGCGCCGAUCAGUCCGUCGGUUUCACAGAAUGCUUGAAGAUGAACACAAUAAAUUCAUUGGCACAAGAUCGUCUUAGUCUAAGGCUCCGGCGGUUCAAUUUCACUCUGGAUGAUGACUUCCGGAAUAUGUCCAGUAAUUCGGCUGGUGCACCAGACAUCAAAGCAGAAGGAGAUGAUUCCCUUCCGGAUGCAACGAGAAUCGACGAGAAUACGGGACUGCUCAAUUCGAAUCAAAGCAAUGUCCGCUGGGUGCCAGAGGAUUCAAGUGAUAGUGAUGAGGAUGAACAUAUAUUUGAAAAAGGUGAUGAAAGCGGCGGUGCGGAUAGCGAUGACAAGGAUUUAGAGGAAGAACUUGAGAAUGUCGCUGAAGAAAUGGCGUAUAAGCGACAAAGCCAGCCGAUUAGUAAAGGAGGUAGUCAGCAACCCGUCAAAAGAAAUAUAGAUAACUCCAGCGACAGUGAAGAAGAAACAACAAUGGUCUUAGGAUGAGAUCAAUUGCUACCGUUCCAUCAAUAUUUGAUUUGGUUAUAUGUUGUAUGCUAUUGUGAAAAAUUUGGAGAUUACUGAAUUUGCUACAGAUUUACUUGAUAUUCCUAGAUCAUGACCAAUGGACUGCGUGAAGAAACGGAAUAAAAGUUCACAAUGUACAAAUGUAUACUGUCGUUGUAAAUAUUUUACAUAAAUUAUAUUUAAAAAGUUAAAAUUA